Molecule: messenger RNA, 1266 nt
Organism: Nerophis lumbriciformis (worm pipefish)
Lineage: Eukaryota; Metazoa; Chordata; Actinopteri; Syngnathiformes; Syngnathidae
Source: RefSeq, a predicted model, not a curated record
GAUGGAAUACAUCCUGCUGGGGAGAUGACGUCUGCCACCCCACCCUCCUCUCGUAGCUCCUCCCCCCAGAAGGUGUGCCAUUCCCAGACCCAGACAGACGUCUUGAAACCCCUUCUAGGUGGCGGCCUUUCCCCCGCCAGCGGCACUCUGAGGAAGCGGCGGCGAGUGCUGUCUAAAGAUGGCCGCAGCAACAUUCGCAUCGAGCACGUUAGUGGGCGGGGCUCUCUGUACAUGCGAGACCUGUGGACCACCUUUGUGGACAUGCAGUGGCGCUACAAGUUCUUCCUCUUCACCGCCACCUUUGCCGGGACCUGGUUCUUGUUUGGAGUGCUGUGGUAUCUCCUUGCACUGGUGCAUGGAGACUUGCUUGAGUUUGAGCCACCGUCCAACCACACUCCCUGCGUGAUGCAGGUGCAGACGUUGACGGGCGCCUUCCUCUUCUCGUUGGAGUCGCAGACAACCAUCGGCUAUGGCUUCCGCUGCAUCACCGAAGAGUGUCCUGUUGCCAUAGUGCUGCUCAUCAUCCAACUGCUCAUCACCACGCUCAUGGAGAUUUUCAUAACCGGAACCUUCCUGGCUAAGGUGGCUCGUCCGAAGAAGAGAGGCGAGACGGUCAAGUUCAGCCAGCACGCGGUCGUGUCCACACAGGAGGGACGGCCGUGUCUUAUGAUCAGGGUGGCCAACAUGCGCAAGAGCCUCCUGCUUGGGUGUCAGGUGACGGGUAAACUGCUGCAGUCGUCUCUGACCAAAGAGGGUGAGACGGUUCGCCUGGAUCAGAGGAACGUCGCCUUCCAGGUGGAUACGUCUAGCGACAGCCCUUUCCUCAUCCUUCCGCUCACCUUCUACCACGUAAUUGAUGAUGACAGUCCCCUCAGGGCGUGGGCGGCAAAGGGCGGUGGAUGGACUGAUCCGGAGUUGGCCGACUUUGAGUUGCUUGUCAUUCUCAGCGCGACUAUUGAGCCCACGUCGGCCACCUGCCAAGUUCGCACUUCCUACCUGCCUGAUGAGAUCCUUUGGGGUUACGAGUUCCCGCCAGUGGUCUCCCUAUCGCCAUCGGGCAAAUACGUGGCCGACUUCGCCUUUUUCGACAAAGUGGCCAAGAGCAAGUCAGCGCCCGUAUUCAAGGCUACGGGAGGCCCGCGACACAGCUACCAGAGCAACGGCAGCGGGAAGCUUCCCGACGGGUCUGACCCAGAGAAGAUGCGCUUGGAGCAAAGCUAUCGUGAGGAACGAGGCCGUGUCAGCGUUCGUAUCAGCAAUGUGUGA